CGUGGACCUUCUCUACAGAGUGCUCACUAUCGAAACAGACCAGCCCAAUCCAGGUCCACAAUAGAGUUUUUUACUUGCAGGGAUCAAAAUCGCUUCGCUCAUCUUCCGUACAUCCUGCAGGUUGGCGUUAGUUACUAAGGAAUUCUCCUUUUUCGCGUCUGCCCACGCGGAGAGGAGAGGAGCAAGGAUCGAUCUCGAUCUUCAGGAAAGAUGGAAACUGGUCAACCAAACGAGGCUUAGUACAUGCAGAGCUAGCACAUGAUUAUUAUACUAAUACUAGCACUCUCCUUCAUUUUCCCCUCUCUGCUUAUGCAUGAUAUUCCUUCCCAAGGUGUAUCAGCAUGGCAGCACCGUCAGAAGCGAUGGAAAACGGCCUCGUGCCUAUGCCUGUCUCCUACUCGGCAGGCUUCAUCGCUCUUUCCUACAUUAUCAGCGCCAUGGGCUCGGCGACAUGCUUGGAAAUGCUGCAUCGACGGACAUCUAGGUCUGGUCUCUUUAAUUGGUAUUUGCUGCUAACUUCGUCGCUUGCCAUGGGGGGAAUUGGCAUUUGGAGCAUGCAUUUUAUCGGUAACCGUGCUAUUUUCCUCGGCAAUGGCACCGACCAGGAUCAGAUCUCUUACAAUAUCCCGUUCACUAUGUUCUCCCUCAUUCUGCCCAUCGUCGUGCUCUGCGCUGCCUUUUACACCAUUUCCUCUGAAGAAAAGCCCUCGGCGAUCCGUCUCAUUCCAGGCGGUUUCCUGACCGGCGGCGCUAUCUGUGCAAUGCAUUAUAUUGGGCAACUUGGUAUCUCAAAUUAUCGCUGUUCGUAUGCAGUCGGGAACAUCGUCGGUGCAGCAAUUAUUGCCAUCGCCUCGGCUACGGUAGCUCUGACCGUGUUCUUUCGAUGGAAGGCCACCUGGUCGAAUAGUUGGUGGCGUAGAAUGGUCUGCGCUGCGUUCCUAGCAGGUGCUGUGUCCGGUAUGCAUUGGACGGCUGCAGCGGGGACGACGUAUCGACAUCAGCCAGGUACAAGCGCUGGUGGUGAAUUAUCUAGAAAUCAAACUGUGAUUAUUUGUGCUGCAUUGUCUUUUGCCUCUUGUGUCAUACUAUCCAUUUGCGCUAUUGUUGCUGGAGGCAACCGACGUCGAUCGAAGACUCGGGCCAGGCAGUUGGUUUUAUCUUGCGUGAUUUUCGACCCCGCUGGUCGUAUCAUGGUUACACCACAAGCGUUGCUGCCGAGUCGUAAAGUUGUUGACCGAUAUAUCGGCCGGUCUAUGAAGGAUGAUGACUUUAGCCGCACGCACCCAGCUUUCCUAUGGGCAUUUAGGGCUUCUCGUAACUGGACGCUUGUCAAGGACAUUAUUCCAUCGAUGAAACGGACUUUACAAAACAACGAAACCGAAAUAGACCGUCUCAUUCGCCAACGCGGUGCCAAUCAGGACACCAAUGAAAACCUUCAUUUUAGUUUUGACAAUCUUUUUAAACAAUUCUUUUGCGUGUCAGCCCAGGAACUCGCUGACGAACUACGUCAGCCCCUGUCUAGUCUCGGUGAGCUGUAUAAUGAAGUUGUCUCAACCGCUACCCAAGUUUCUCGGUUUCGACCUGAAUCAUCCAGGCCUGCUCUUCCACGGAUUGGAAAAGGUCAGCUCAUGUUCACCGUUCGCCAGCUAAGCAGUCAAGAAGAGGCGUCGCGAUUUAUGGCAAAUGGUUUUAGAUUUGCUCCUAUUGAGCGCGUGACAGCCACAAUGGCAAGUCACAUUCAUGUACCGUCAACCGAAUUGUCCGCUCACCUACACGAAAUGCGAGAGUAUUGUCGCAUUGAAAGGGGAUAUCCCCCUGGUGUACACCUGGUCACAUUCGCCUUGCGUCCCACCGUCCAUGAACACUUCGAAGUCCUCACAAAAAUGAGCAGCCCAAUCGGUUUACCUAGUUCCUCACUCCCAAAUCUAUCCCUUACACAAGCCGACCUGGAUUUGAUAUCACAAAUGGAUGACUGUUCACUGACUACAUGUCUCAAACACCUCUCCCCUCUGACGGGCGGAGGUAGCCGCAACAGCAGCAUCAGUAGCGCAGAAAGCCUACAGAUUUCACCGAAGAACACUUUCGCAAACCACCUCUAUAGAGCGAUCUUGGAGCUUGUCGCUUCAUUACCCAAGAAUAUAGCGCCUGCUGUUCGAUUUUCAGGGAAACCACUAUUAGCGCCUUGUCGCAGACAUCAAUCAUCCUCUGAUAACGACUACUGCGUCUUGCUCUGUUUCCGUGUGGUAUCUGCAUUGGAUACACGUAUCUCGGAACCUGACUUAGCUUUUAUUCCCUUGAAAUUAUUCAGAGUGCAGGAACAAGUCAAUGAUAGAGCCGCUGAGCGCGAGCGGUUUAUGAAAGAGCUGAAUAGCGAGUUCUCCUCUUAUUCCGCCCAAUCCACGGCUAACCACGACGGAGCAUCGUCGAUUAAACCAACCAAAAACCGAAACAACUUUCUUCCAUGGUCUUUCUCAACCCCAAAACGAAGCCAUCAACAACAAAAUCACGAAUCUCGCUUGCAAGGCGGGGUGUCGGAAGAGUCCCUCGUUCGCCAACUCUCACGAAAAAGGCCAGGCAACCUCUCCAUCUCGAAUCCCUUUGUCAAUGAGAUUUUCAUUAGCAAGGAAGUCAGAGUUGACGUAGCUCGGUUGGAUGAGGUGGAAAUGACGAGCACGGCUAAUAUCACCCCUCUCCCUUCGCCGACCAUGUCGCCUGCGGCAUUUGAUAACACGUCUACUACUUCUGAUCCGGUGGAGCGGAGGACGGUUACUAUUGAAGGUGGGCAGGCAAGGCCAGGCGCUGGCUAUGUGGAUGAGCUGUAUAGGCUGUGUAUGGGGAGUAGCGUGAGGAUGCAGCCUGGAUAUCAUCCGUACGGCCGUGCCAGUGACAGAAAAAGUCACAGCUCGGCUGAGGAGUAAUUAUGAUUAUGGCGUUCUUGGUGUGUUUGAUUAUGGUUGCACCGAUAAUACAGCCUAGCGGACUGCUAGACAUCGAGCCGCUGGGUGGCGAGAUGGUUUAGACGGCAUCUCUUACUACUUAUCGCGUUAAGUGGCCGAUAAUGCUGGUAUUUAUUCUAAAGGUGAUCACCUAUAACUCGUUAUAAUGAUUAUUGUUUCAACAGGCGAGAGAUGGGUCGGCGGGUUGAAUUAGCUCCGUAAAGCUAUAUUUAUUAUGAAUCAUUAUUGUAUAGUAGAUUAUGAAAAAAAAUUUUCUUUCACUUUUUUUCUAGCUGUAUGUCAGCAAAUAACAUGACUACAUAAUGAAGGAACUAAAUUUGGAUUC
This is a messenger RNA of Talaromyces proteolyticus, 3282 nucleotides long. RefSeq names its product putative MHYT domain signaling protein. The record is from RefSeq and is a predicted model, not a curated record. NCBI's taxonomy places the organism in Eukaryota, Fungi, Ascomycota, Eurotiomycetes, Eurotiales, Trichocomaceae. Bases 342 to 2918 code for a protein of 858 amino acids. The transcript is spliced from 4 exons.